GUAUUAUAUAUAAUUAAAAACUUGUUAGCUGACAGUGUUAUUGAGUUCGAGCUCAAGUUAAAAUGGGUAAAUAUAUUGCUGUUGUGAUCGCCUUCCUGGUGGCUGCGGCCCAGGCCGAAGACCUCAAGAGCGGAUCAGUUCCUGCUCUAUUAGGCCAAGAAGAGACACGCAAUUUGGGAUUGAACGCUCAAAUAAACGAUUAUGUUGACAACACAAUCCAGUUGAUUGUGCCUUUUAUCCAAGAAAAUGGCCUCGACCCUAUGGAUCUUCCAGACGUUGUUGAAGGAUUCGAAGUGAGGCCAGUUUUGAUCACGUACAGUGCUUGGCUGAAGAUACACGAUGGUUACAUGACUGGUUUGACAAACGUGGCUCGUUCUGGUGAUCAGACAAUCAACUAUUUCGCCAAGAUGGUGCGUGUACGAGUACAACUGCAGUUCAGGAACUUACAGUUCGUGUACAAAUACCUAGUGAAGGUGAUGAACCUCGGGCCCACUGGUGGUAUCAUCGGUUCCCUGAACCGUUUCGUUGUCGUUGUGGACUUGCUUGUUGAUUUCAAUAACGACGAAAUUCAUCUGCAGCAGUUCUCACUCACCGACAUUGGACGUCUUCGCGUACGUUUGACCGGUAACAUUUUGACCGAUUGGCUGGUGAACCCUGUUAUCCGUACAUUCACAAGGAUCUUUGAUAACACCAUCAUUAAAGUUGUGGAAGUCAACAUUCGUGACGCUGUCAAUGCGGGACUUGCUGAAAUCAACAGAAACAUCAGGACCGUUAUUCAGUUUAUUGAAUCAUUCAAUUAAAAAAUGUAUAUUCAACGUUCAAGAUUAUUCCUGUAAAAUAAAUUUCUGAAGAAUUAA
This is a messenger RNA of Galleria mellonella (greater wax moth), 857 nucleotides long. RefSeq lists its product as uncharacterized. The transcript has 5 exons. NCBI's taxonomy places the organism in Eukaryota, Metazoa, Arthropoda, Insecta, Lepidoptera, Pyralidae. The coding region runs from base 63 to 800 and encodes 245 amino acids. The record is from RefSeq and is a predicted model, not a curated record.